UGGAAAAAAUUUUGUUUUAAUUUUGAAUUUAAUAACUCAUCAACAGAACAAAAAAAGUCACUUAUCUAUUUUUGAUAAAUUUAAAAUUUCAAAAGUUAUUCGACGCCAAAGUUGAAUUUACAGAAUUUUUACUAUUUUUUAACUUUUCUGGUGAAACUAUCAGACUUAUUACAAAAUAUUAUAGGACUUGUUUGGAGAUCGUUGCAUUUCCAACACAUGAUCUCUAACGAAUUUUUCGUAAUACUUCAAUGCUCAUUGAUUAUUUGCACUAGAAUUGAAUUCAGCCAUAAUACGACUUUUGAAACUCAUUGAUUUCGAAUGCGAAUAACUAAAGAGCAUUCAGGAAUUUUGAAAAAUUUGUAAUGGAUAAUUUGUGUGAAAUGAAACGUUCUACAAAAGAGAUCCUGCAAUAUUUCGUAAUAAGUCUGACAGUUUCACCAGAAAAGUUGAAAAAUAGUAAAAAUUCUGUAAAUUAAACUUUUACCUCAGUAACUUUUGAAAUAUUAAAUUAAUCAAAAAUUGAUAAGAAACUUUUCUUUUGAUAUUAAGAGCUCAAAUUUUAAUAGGCGUUUUUUUUACCCUACUGAAACUUUUGAGCGUGUCCUUAAAAAAUAAAAAAUAGUCGAUUUUUUUGAAUCGGCCUAAUAUAUAUUUAUAUAUAAACAACUCAAAUUAUAGUUUGUAUACUCAGCUCAUAUUUUUUUAUUUUAAAUAAUUAUAUUUCUUACGUCAUCCAAGUUACUAAGUAAUUGCCAAGUACUCAGUGUCCCUGAAAUUAUAAAAAUGUACAGACUUAUCCAGCGACGUAGUUGCUGAUUUUAUAAUAACAUUCAAAGAGACUAUUAUACUUAACUUUAAUGAUAUUAGUCAUCUUGUAAGAAUCUAAAGUAAACAUUUAUAAGAUUAAAAUAUUUAAAUUUCAGUUUAAACAUUUAUAUUUAUACCCCGCAAGUUUUUAAAUCAGUCUAGAAAUUAUAUCAGUAAUUUAGCAUCGUCCAUCAACCUGGUUUGUCUUUAAGUACAGUAGUCUAUCGACCUUGAUAACGUGACAGGGCAUUGGUAAUUUAUUUAUUUGUACACGCGAUGUAUCAAGUCUUAGUCAUUAAGUCAGUAGAGCAGUUAAAUAAAUAAAUAAAAUUUAAAAAAGACAAAAAACGAGUGCAAUAUGAAGUUGUCUUAAUUAAAUGAUAACACGUGUAUUAUUAAAAUUAAUGAAUUUAAAUAAAGUAUCUGAUAGUAAAAUAAAUGAGACAACUAUUUUGAUGGACGAGAUACCCAAGAUCCAUGUCAAUGAUGAAGAACGAAGAUCUAGAGACUCUGAUACCCGAACUUCAAGAAGUAAAAGUUUGCCGAUAAAACGCAGGCCGUCAUUUUUUCUUGAAGCAGGCAACAGAUUGAUGCCUAGACCCGUUUAUGGAUCAGAUGACACCCAUAUGUUCAGCAACAGGAGCAGACGAAGUAGAUAUGAUGAUGACAGUGAUGAUUACAUGGAUAUGUAUGAUAAUUUUAUGGGUGGACAGUAUGGACGACCGUCAAUAAACUCUGGAUCUAUUGGCAGUAAUAUUUUUGAUGUUAAUGUUUAUCAGCAAAAAAAAACACUUGCCCAGGGGAUGAUGGAUCUCGCUUUGAUAUCCGCUAAUGCUAAUCAAUUAAGAUAUGUAAUGCAGUACAAAAGCCAUCCGUUUCAUUAUAUUUCGCUGGCUAUGAUUGUUGCCAGUUUGUUAUUACAAGUUAUUGUUGGUAUCGGUCUGAUUUGGAAUAGCAGGUAUGAUGUCAAAGAAGAUGAACAAAUUCCUAAAGCUAAUAAAACAAAUAAUUGGACUGUUGUUGGUAUAUUUCUUGUAACUAUUUUAAAUGUUUUCAUUUCUUCCUUUGGUGUAACUGAAGAAAUAGAAGCAGACGAUGACAUGUACUUUAGUCCUCGUGAUAAAAAUACUAGUAAUUUUAAGACUAAUGUUAAUGAUACCAAGAGUUUAAUUGUUAAUUAGUGAUGUACUUUUUUUUAAUUACUAAACUUAAUGCUCAAUAAUAAUAUAAUUUAUGAAUGUUUAUAUUUUUUUUUAAUAAAAUAUUUUAUGCGGAUGUAACUGACAAGGAAGUUUUUAAAUUUUUGGAUAAAUAAAUAAAAUUUGAGUGGAAUAAAAAUUAAAAAUGUGAAUGAAGGACAAUGAAGGCUCCGUACGCGCAUUUUUUAAACUUCAUUAUUUUAAAUCAUUUAUUUAGUUUAAUUAGUAUGAGUGUGAAUAUAGCAGACGAAUUUA
Messenger RNA from Microplitis mediator, 2261 nucleotides. RefSeq names its product ninjurin-1-like. The record is from RefSeq and is a predicted model, not a curated record. The transcript has a single exon. The coding region runs from base 1185 to 1988 and encodes 267 amino acids. Gene Ontology annotation, biological process: tissue regeneration; cell adhesion. Gene Ontology annotation, cellular component: membrane. Lineage: Eukaryota; Metazoa; Arthropoda; Insecta; Hymenoptera; Braconidae.